GGUUUGUGAAACCGUUUACCGACAAUUUUAACUGAUGAAAUUUGAUAUAGAGAACUUUGCUGUGAAAAUGAAUAAGGGAGUCGCAACAAUCCAAAAUGAAGUUGACAACUCAGAAACAAAGAUACAAAAUUUAAAGUCAGCAGUUAGGCACGUGGCAGUGCGAUACGUCGUAAAACGAAUACGAGAACUUGAUGAGGAAAGGGACACGUUUUACGCAGACUUCUUUCUUGAGACAAAAUGGUUUGAGCCUGAGUUAAAUGGCAAGGAAAAUCAGGACAUCAAGGAACUUUCCUCUUACUGGAACCCACGACUGGUGGUUGAGAAUGCCUUGGGUGCUGUUGAGGUCGAAAGCGAAUUGUUAUUUAGCUUGGACUCUGGGGGCAAAGCCAUCGUCACAGAACUUAGACACAUCAAAGGCAACUUCCUGCACAACUUUGAGCUUGGCCAUUUUCCAUUAGAUACCCAGGAACUUGAAAUCAUAAUCAAGUCGGAAAGAAGUGACAACAAGCUAAAUUUCGUCAGAAGCGAGAUAAGUACAAUCAACCGACAGUUUACACUAAGGGACUGGAAAAUCAACUAUUGCGUCGAUCUCACCAAUAAAAAUGUAUACGAUGAAAUACGAUCCAAAAGUAAUCCAACUGUCAGGGCAACGAUUCGUAUCUUGAGAUUCCCGGGAUUCUACAUCGCUAACUAUUUUCUACCCUUGUUCCUCAUCAGCCUUGGAAUCCCCAUGACGUUCUUAUUGGAUGUAGCAACCCAAACCCACGUGCGAUUGACGCUGGCGUUUCUCAUGACUCUGUCGAUGAUGAUCUGGAAGCUUCUCGUCACUGGAUCAAUGCCAAACAUCAAGACAACUACAUUUUUAGAGGUGAACUUUGUGAUAGUGUUCAUCAGUAACAUCACAGUAGCAGCAUGGCACGCCAUGACCUACCUCAUAACAGAUUUCAACACGAAGAAACAAGCCGACUUGUAUUUUAUGAUGGUUCUCCUGUUCUUCUUCACUCUCUCGCACGUUAUCUUCUACACCUGGAUGUUCGCUGUGUUCAACGACUAUGAUAAAACAAGGAAACGAGCUGAGGCAAGGUUCAAGGUACAGAUCGCUAGAUUGAAAGAAAUUGCAGGAAAUACAAAAAUGGUGCAGACAUCAAUAUCAACCGCCACCUCAACUAAACGUCAAUCAGAUCAAUCAGAUAACAAUGAAUACACCAAACUGCAACACACGGAACAACCACAGGUACUGGCCCCGUAUUCCUUGUACGAAAAGACUAACGAUACUGACAAAUUGUUCGACCCGUCGCUUGGAAGAGAUCGCAAUGCCGACCGAGUUCCUAAGAUAUUGACGGAUGAAGGAUUGAAGAGUGAUCACAGGAAGGGAUACAAAAUAGACAAAAUUGUCACCGGGAGUUACAGAAUUAACAAACUGUAGAAUUAAUGCAUGCACUGUGAAAUUUCUUUUUAUUUACUUGAAGAACUAUGCCAAGUUUGCACAAAUGUUCGCUUUAUAGCAACAUAUUAUUUGGACAGGACAAUUUAGAAGUUGGACAAAUAUCGGUGUCUUCCAUGUUCCUUAGUUUUACAGAGUUGCAAAUAUAUAUUUGCAGACUUUAUCUUAUUUAUUGUAGCUUAUACAUUAUACAUUGAUUUUGCUGCUAAUCGGGGACUUUACACGAAAUUCAGGACAGGGCUUACCAAUACAAAACACGCGUUUUGCAAUAGAAAUAAUGCAUUUGUUUAAAUCUAAAUAAUUUCUUUUUUAGAUAAUUCUUGAUUUGAAUGAAACUAGGCACAGACGUCGUACAUCCGCUACAAAUGUUGGUAGAUAAAUUUAAAAUGGUCGCCAUUUCUCAAGAAAAAUAUGACUAUGUGAUAAGACAGAUAAUUUGCGAGUUACCAGAUUUGGUUCAAUUUUUAUAUAAUGUCCGAUGGUAAUUAG
This is a messenger RNA of Owenia fusiformis, 1933 nucleotides long. Lineage: Eukaryota; Metazoa; Annelida; Polychaeta; Sabellida; Oweniidae. The record is from the annotation of a GenBank genome assembly.